Messenger RNA from Erinaceus europaeus (western European hedgehog), 4059 nucleotides. RefSeq names its product SEC24 homolog D, COPII coat complex component (gene SEC24D). Gene Ontology annotation, molecular function: SNARE binding; zinc ion binding. The record is from RefSeq and is a predicted model, not a curated record. The transcript is spliced from 23 exons. Gene Ontology annotation, cellular component: endoplasmic reticulum exit site; COPII vesicle coat. The coding region runs from base 253 to 3354 and encodes 1033 amino acids. NCBI's taxonomy places the organism in Eukaryota, Metazoa, Chordata, Mammalia, Eulipotyphla, Erinaceidae. Gene Ontology annotation, biological process: COPII-coated vesicle cargo loading; intracellular protein transport; endoplasmic reticulum to Golgi vesicle-mediated transport.
AGCGCGCGCCGCCAGUCGGAGCGCCGGCGCCGGGGGCGCGCCGCCGGCAGAGGGUUUGACGUGGCAGUUCCCAGCCCAGCAGCAACUCGGGGCGCGCGAGCCGCCUGUGGAGACGCCGGGCCCGGGAGCCUCGGCCGCGGCGGGAGCUGCUUCACCGGGCGCAACCGGCACUCGGAGCAGAGCGCGGGCUCGCUGGAAGCCGGCCGACCAGGGCUCUUUUGUAGAACUGUCCCUUGGAAUGAUAUUUUCAUAAUGAGCCAACAAGGUUAUGUGGCUACACCCCCCUACUCCCAGUCCCAGCCUGGAAUAGGCCUUUCUCCACCACAUUAUGGGCACUACGGGGACCCAGCUCACUCAACUUCUCCACCAGGUAUGAUGAAACCAGCCGGGCCUUUGGGGCCUGCUCCCCCUGGGGGAAUAUUGUCCCCAGGCCCUCCACCUCCUGGACCCCAUCAGUUUGGCCAGAAUGGAGCUCACCCUUCAGGUCCUCCUCCACAAAGAUUUCCGGGUCCUUCUCCUGCGAGCGGUGCGGCCCCAUCCUAUGCACCGUACCCACCCUCUGCACAGCAGUCACCGUAUACAGGUUCCACAUCUACUUCUUCCGUCGGCCAGCUGGGCAGUCAGCUUGGAGCUAUGCAUAUCAACAGCUACGGUUCGGGGAUGACUCCCCCCAACCAGGGUUCUCCUGGCCCUCUACCAGCAGCGUCCUUGCAGGGUCCACCUCGACCUCCCCAGCCGUCUAUUCUGCAGCCUGGAUCACAGGUCCUCCCGCCACCACCCACCACACUGAAUGGACCUGGUGCCUCACCCUUGCCUCCGCCAACACACAGACAGGACGGACCACCUGGGCCACCUCCUCCCAAUGCCCAGUACCAGCCCCCACCUCUUCCAGGACAGAAUCUGGGCUCUGGAUAUCCUCCACAGCAGGGCAACUACGGCCCUCAGAUGGCAGGACCACAACUAUCUUAUCCCGGAGGCUUCCCGGGGGCCCCCGCACAGAUGGUGGGCCCACCACAGCUCCCAAAGAAGCUGGAUCCAGAUGCCAUCCCCAGCCCAAUCCAGGUGAUCGAGAAUGAUAGAUCCGCCAGAGAGGGACAAGUGUAUGCCACCCACACCAGAGGCCAGGUCCCUCCCCUGGUCACUACAGAUUGUGUGAUACAAGACCAAGGCAAUGCUAGUCCUCGGUACAUACGCUGCACAGCAUACUGUUUCCCGUGCACGUCAGAUAUGGCCAAGCAGGCUCAGAUCCCGUUAGCUGCUAUCAUAAAGCCCUUUGCCACGAUUCCAUCAAAUGAGACUCCCCUUUACUUGGUAAAUCAUGGAGAGACCGGGCCAGUCAGAUGCAACAGGUGCAAAGCCUACAUGUGCCCCUUUAUGCAGUUCAUCGAAGGAGGAAGACGGUACCAGUGCGGAUUUUGCAGCUGUGUGAAUGAUGUCCCACCAUUCUAUUUCCAACAUCUGGACCACAUUGGAAGAAGACUGGACCACUAUGAGAAGCCGGAGCUCUCUCUCGGAUCUUAUGAAUACGCCGCUACUUUGGAUUACUGCAGAAAAAACAAGCCUCCCAACCCACCAGCCUUUAUCUUCAUGAUCGAUGUCUCAUACAGUAACAUAAAGAGCGGACUUGUGAAGCUCAUCUGUGAGGAGCUGAAGACCAUGCUGGAAAGACUUCCCAAGGAAGAACAAGAAGAGACCUCUGCCAUUCGAGUGGGUUUCAUCACCUACAACAAAGUUCUGCACUUCUUUAAUGUAAAGAGCAAUCUGGCCCAGCCUCAGAUGAUGGUGGUGACUGAUGUUGCAGAGAUCUUUGUUCCUUUGUUGGAUGGUUUCCUCGUCAACUACCAAGAAUCUCAAGCUGUGAUUCACAACUUAUUGGACCAGAUUCCAGAAAUGUUUGCAAACUCCAAUGAAAAUGAGACCGUCUUUGCUCCUGUCAUCCAGGCUGGCAUGGAAGCUCUAAAGGCAGCAGACUGUCCUGGGAAGCUGUUCAUUUUCCAUUCUUCCCUGCCAACGGCUGAAGCACCAGGGAAACUCAAAAACAGAGAUGACAAAAAGCUGGUGAACACUGACAAAGAGAAGAUACUUUUCCAGCCCCAAACAAAUGUCUACGACUCACUAGCCAAGGACUGCGUGACCAACGGCUGCUGUGUGACACUCUUCCUCUUCCCCAAUCAGUACGUGGAUGUGGCCUCGUUGGGACUCGUGCCUCAGCUCACAGGAGGCACCUUGUACAAGUACAACAACUUCCAGUUACACUUGGAUAGUCAACAGUUUUUGAAUGACCUGAGAAAUGACAUAGAAAAGAAAAUCGGAUUUGAUGCAAUCAUGAGAGUUCGUACCAGCACAGGUUUCAGAGCCACUGACUUCUUUGGUGGGAUUUUUAUGAACAACACCACUGAUGUAGAAAUGGCAGCCAUUGACUGUGACAAGGCAGUGACUGUGGAGUUCAAGCAUGAUGACAAGCUGGGUGAAGACACUGGGGCCUUAAUCCAGUGUGCCGUGCUCUACACGACCAUCAGUGGCCAGAGGCGGCUUCGUAUCCACAACCUCAGCUUGAACUGCAGCUCCCAGCUGGCUGAAGUCUACAAGAGCUGUGAGACCGAUGCCCUUAUCAACUUCUUUGCCAAGUCAGCUUUUAAAGCAGUUCUCCACCAGCCCUUGAAGGUGAUCCGGGAAAUUCUGGUUAAUCAGACUGCUCACAUCUUGGCCUGCUACCGAAAGAACUGUGCAGCUCCCUCCACUGCAAGCCAGCUCAUCUUACCAGACGCCAUGAAAGUGUUGCCGGCGUACAUGAACUGUCUGUUGAAAAACUGCGUGCUGCUCAGCAGACCGGAGAUCUCGACGGACGAGCGGGCGUACCAGAGACAGCUGGUCAUGACCAUGGAUGUGGCCGCCUCCCAGAUUUUCUUCUACCCCCUGCUCCUGCCCAUACACACGGUAGAUGUCAAGAGCACAGCACUGCCUACGGCCCUCCGCUGCUUAGAGUCCCGACUUUCAGAAGAAGGAAUCUUCCUCCUGGCCAAUGGUCUGAACAUGUUCUUAUGGGUGGGAGUAAGUAGCCCACCAGAACUGAUCCAAGGAAUCUUCAACGUGCCAUCAUUUGCACAUAUUAACACAAACAUGGUAUCACUGCCUGAAAUAGGAAACCCGUACUCGCAAACCCUCAGAAUGAUAAUGGGCAUUAUCCAGCAAAAGAGGCCAUAUACAAUGAAGCUCACAAUCGUGAAGCAGCGAGAGCAGCCAGAAGUGGUUUUCCGGCAGUUCCUGGUAGAAGAAAAGGGACUCUACGGGGGCUCUUCCUACGUGGACUUCCUCUGCUGUGUGCACAAGGAGAUCUGCCAGCUGCUGAAUUAACCGAACCGCCUCUGUCGUCAGCGUCGCGGUUCUGAGGAGAUCAUCUCCCCUCUUGGUGCCUAAUUCUCCAGGUGAUAACAGGCUAGUUUUGAUUUCUUGCUCGUUUCCGGGAUAGCUUUCCAAGACCGGCAUUUAGAACUUCCGCUUUGGUGCUCAGGUAUAAAGCCAAUGAAGGGACCCUGAUACCUUAAAGGGAACAGUCUUAUUUCUGAUCGCACAACUCUGAACUGUUGAAACCGAUGCAGUGUGCAUUUCGUGAAAGGCACAGUUUACAGAACUGUAAACAUUCUCGAUUUUCUUUUCUUUAUAAUGUGCUAGCCAGAUAAAUUAUUUUUCAAAAAAAUGUAUAGAUUUGGGGGGGGUGCAAAGUUAUCUCAAAUUGAGGGGGAGGGAAACUUCAUUUUACAUUGAACCUAAUUUUUUAAACCAUCUAACUCCACUGAACACAUUUUAUUUUCAACUGAAGGUUUGCAUAUAGCAAACUUUUAAUAACCCUGGAAUCUAUUUGACAGAACAAUUUGUGUUCUGCUUUUUUUUUUUUUUUCAUAAUUGUAUGUUGUGUAUGUUAAGGCUAUUUGUCAACUGUUUUGUCUAUAAAAACUGUCCUUACCGAUAUAUUCUUAAUGGUUGUCUGUACAAUUUUGAAGGUUUUUACCUGUAUAUAACGGACCUUAACCAGCAUCAAUAAAUCACUUCAUAUCCCCU